AUGCAUGCGUCUUACGUGUGCGUGCGCAGUGUCUGCGUGCCGGAAGGUGUGCACCCUACAUUUCAUGUCUAUGCCUUGGAAGGUAUGAGGGAGCGGAAAGUUGAGAGUGUCGUGGUGCAGGGGAGCAGGAAUUUUGAGAUAGGGAUUGAGAACAAGACACCUUAUAAAAAAGAGAAUAUAUCAGAAGAUGUAGAAUCAUCUGGAGGGACUUCAGAAAUACCUUUAAAAGAUGCUUCUUGGGAACCUAUUUUUGGAGGAGUUUGUGCAUUUGGGGGAAAGUUAGAAAGUAACCAGGGAAAUUCUACUGAGGUAAUAUUGGAAAGAUCGUUUAUCCAGGAGAAAGGUUUCUCUGAAAUGGCUGUGAAUCACAGCAAAACCUCCACUGAAGAAAAAAGUCAGGAAUGUGGUGAAUUUAGGAGAAACUUUGAUCUGAAUACAAGUUUUGUUUUACACCAGAGUGAUACUAUGGGAGAGCAAGCCCAUGGUUGUGAUGCCUGUGGCAAAAUUUUCAAAUACAAUUCAGAUCUUAUUCGACAUCAGAGGAUUCAUACUGGAGAGAAACCUUAUGGGUGUGAUGAAUGUGGGAAAGUCUUUAAUCUUAAUUCAGAACUUGUUCGACACCAGAGAAUUCACACUGGAGAAAAACCUUAUAAAUGUAAGGAUUGUUGGAAAGGCUUCAGCCAGAGCUCCAAUCUUAUUCGACAUCAAAGAAUUCAUACUGGAGAGAAACCCUAUGAAUGUAUUGAAUGUGGGAAAGGAUUUGUCUGUAGCUCAGGACUUAUGCAGCAUCAGAGCAUUCACACCGGAGAGAAGCCCUAUGGAUGUGAUGAGUGUGGGAAAACCUUCAAUCUGAACUCAAGACUUAUUCGACAUCAGAGGACUCACACUGGAGAGAAACCAUAUAAAUGUAAUGAAUGUGGUAAUGCUUUCAAUUUAAAUUCAGAACUGAUUAGACAUCAGCGCAUUCAUACAGGGGAGAAACCAUAUACAUGUAAUGAAUGUUAUAAGGCUUUUAGUCAAAGAGGGAAUCUUAUUCAACAUCAAAGAAUUCAUACUGGAGAGAAACCCUAUGAGUGUCUUGAAUGUGGGAAAAGCUUUAGCUGCAGCUCACAUCUUAUUCAGCAUCAGAGAAUCCAUACUGGAGAGAAACCAUAUGAGUGUGAUAAAUGUGGUAAAGCUUUCAGUCAAAGCUCCCACCUUAUUUUACAUCAAAGAUCUCAUAAUGGAGAGAAACCUUAUAAAUGCUAUGAAUGUGGGAAAGACUUCAGUUGGAGCUCGCAACUUAUUCAACAUCAGAGAGCUCAUACUGGAGAAAAACCCUAUGGGUGUGAUGAAUGUGGUAAAGCUUUCAGUGUAAAUUCACAACUUAUUCGUCAUCAGAGAACUCAUACUGGAGAAAAACCCUAUAAAUGUAAUGUUUGUGAGAAAGCUUUCACUCAGAGUUCCCACCUUAUUCAACAUCAAAGUAUUCACAUGGAAGAGAAACCUUAUGAAUGUGUUGAAUGUGGGAAAGCCUUUAGUAGGAGUUCAUCACUUAUUCAACAUGAGAAAAUUCAUACUAGAGAAAAACCUUAUAGUUGCCAGGAGUGUGGAAAAGCCUUUAGUCAGAGCUCACAGCUUACUAAGCAUCAGAAAAUUCAUACUUGAGAGAAAAUGAUUUUGAAAGUAGAAAUGUUUUUAUUUGGAGCUUACACAUUCAAAAGCAGAGCAUUUGUAUAGAAAAGAAAACUAUAAAAAUAUAAUAUAUAUGGCAGAAUCUUUGUUAUCACUUUGCCCUUAUUCAGUGUAUUUUUUCAUCACUUGUCAUCCAGUGAAUAUUCAUUUCAAAAGGUGAUGAAUGUGAGAUGUUAAUGAUGUAGGAUUAACAGGGUUUAGCAAUUAGUCAGUUAAAAAGUGGCAGGGGAGAGGAAACAGUCCUUAUAGGUUUUUAGAUGUGAGUAUUUGGAAGAAUGGUGGUAUUCUCAAUAGAAAUAGGGAAGUUUAUUGGAAGGAUAGGUUUUUUUGGGAAAGAUAAUUGAAAUCUAUUUUGGAAAUGUUGAAUUUGAGAUGCAUAAAAGACAUCUAAUUGAAAAUGUCCAGUAGGCAACUAAUUAUUGAUUGAAGACCAGAGUUCAAUAGAGAGAUUAGGACUAGAUGAUAAAGCUAAGAAUCAUUUGCAUAGAGGUGAUGAUUGAUCCAUGAUAGCUGAUGAGACCUUCAAUUCAAUAAACAUUUAUUAUUAAUAUCUGCAAUGAAAAAGAUAUUGGUUAAAUACUGUCAUGGAGUUAAACAUUCAUCUGUCAGAAUGGAGGUUUACAAUAUGCACAUCAUGUUCAAGAUAAUAUUAAGAGGUACUAGGUACAACUGGAAAGGAUCAAAGAAGGUUUCAUUAGAGAGAACGUAUUUUAGUCAAACCUUAAAGAAAAGCAAGAAUUCAAAGAAGUUAGGGAGAAUAAAGAGGGAGUGUUUCCUAAAUACAAGGAAUGACCUAUGGCUUCUUUCUCUGUUAGGAAGGAAGGAAACCAAGGGAAUAUAAUACCCUUGAGACCUAAUGCAAUUUAUUUCUCCAGAAUGAAAGAAAAAAAAAGUUUGAGAGAUGAAUUAUCAUGUUCGAGGAAUGGUGAUUGUAAGAAAAGUUUUAGUCAGACAUGUUGAAUCUCUAAGAGCAUAAGGUCUUCACAACUCAGGACUAUACCUCUUUAGAAUUUAUUAAUAUCAGAUUAAUUAAGCAUUCAUUACUUUGGACCUACCUGCAUGAAACUGAAACAGCUUUAUU
Molecule: messenger RNA, 2755 nt
Organism: Antechinus flavipes (yellow-footed antechinus)
Lineage: Eukaryota; Metazoa; Chordata; Mammalia; Dasyuromorphia; Dasyuridae
Product: zinc finger protein OZF-like
Exons: 2
Coding region: 1-1647 (548 amino acids)
Biological process (GO): regulation of transcription by RNA polymerase II
Molecular function (GO): DNA-binding transcription factor activity; RNA polymerase II cis-regulatory region sequence-specific DNA binding
Source: RefSeq, a predicted model, not a curated record